AGCAGGAGCGUGAGAAUGACGCGCGAAUGGGAAUGGAACCUUCCAAUCUCGUUGAACAGCUCAUCAUCACUUCUUCCACUUUUUUUUUCCAUUUUCCUUUUCUUUAAUAUCCCACAAUCAAAUCAAAUUAUUCAAUCGAUUUCAAUUGCGAAAUCGUAAGAUACACGUUCCUUUUUUUCCCAAUUCUAUCCGAUUCUUCUUCCCUGUUGCUUUUUUUAAUUUGAUUUAAUUCGAUAAUAUUUCAUAAUGGCGGACUAUUUCAGAAGUAGCGCAUCACGUCCACCCGGCAAACCGCAGAAGAAUCCGAUUCAGAGUGUACUCUCCAUGCCACCGCAAUGGCUGAAUAUGUACGGCGAUUUUAUCACGAAGAACUCCCAUCAGGUCUCUCAAAUAGAGAGUGCUUUACGAUCUCUGACGUACAUCAUACCGGGCCGUUUUCGUGACGCCGAGAUAGCCUCGGAAACUCUACACUCGGGAGUCCAACUAUUAUCAUUAUACCACGAUGCCGUCCUACGCGGUGCUAUUACGAAGAUACCCGCCCUAGCCUCUAAGAUACCGAGUCCACAUACGCGUUAUACUAGAUUCUGGACAGCUAAGAGCAGAUUAUAUCGAAGAAUAGCGCUUCUGUUACAGGUUGUGCAGUACACUGAACUAUUAUGGGAGAUGGCAGCUAAACGUAAGGGCGAGAAGGUGCGAUGGCGCGUCGUCAUUCUCCUAGAAGUUAUAAAAGCUGUCUGUCGCAUACUAUUAAUGCAAGUCACCAACUCGAGACCCCUCGUUACACCCGCACUACCCGAACGAGACCCAAUCCCGCCAGACGUGGAUUCCAGUGAUGACGAUGCCCUGAAGGAACUGAUGGGUGAAGAAACGUCUUCAGUAGACAUGAAUGGAUCUGCCAGGCCCUCUCACGAGAAAGAGUGGACGAUGCCACGUACCGGCUGCAAUUUCCCGAGCUUACCGAACCCCGGGGACAUUAGCUCAUAUUUGAUGAGCCGAGUGUUAACAGCGGACGAUAUUAAGCCGGCAGCGAAGCUCCUAAAUACACUUACGCGCUCCGGACAAACCGCCGAAAUAUUACAUAUCCUUUCUCCUUUGGUAUAUGCUAUUGCAUUAUCAAGAAGCAAAAAUAAGAAAUCCUGGACACCCUGGAUCAUCGGUUUGAGCAUGGAGUAUGCCGCACGACAAUUGCGCGAUAGGGGCCUUCGCAACACUGCUUUAGAAAACGAAGAAUGGGGCAAGAGAUAUUGGGCAGCCGGCUGGUGGACCAUGAGAGGUGCUUUCUACGAGCACUUCACAAAGAACCUCAUCGGUGGUGUCCGCCGUCGUAUGCCCAGUCUUGUCUCCGGCAUAUUGGAAGAUUACGAAUACCUAUGGGAGAAUUACUACUUCAGCACCAGCGCUUGAAGUUGACAUUAUGGUUGAUUCAGCAAAGUAGAUAUAGCAGUCUACGUUUCUAAGGUCGUAGAAACUUAUCAAUCCCGAAAGCGCCCAGGACCU
Hypoxylon trugodes is the source of this 1497-nucleotide messenger RNA. RefSeq names its product peroxisome membrane protein. The coding region runs from base 247 to 1404 and encodes 385 amino acids. Lineage: Eukaryota; Fungi; Ascomycota; Sordariomycetes; Xylariales; Hypoxylaceae. Gene Ontology annotation, cellular component: peroxisomal membrane. Gene Ontology annotation, biological process: peroxisome organization. The transcript has a single exon. The record is from RefSeq and is a predicted model, not a curated record.